GCUGAACCAGACCCACGCAUCCCUUCAGCCAGAUAACACCCUAUGCACUUUGGAGAUGAUGCAGCAUCCGGCCCUCGUCCUCUUACUCUCUUCCUGCCUCACGCUAGCCUUCUCCCUCUCAGUGAUACCUAGACCUUGUGACCGCCUCUGCUUGCGCCGGAGCCCCCUCGGCCCGAGCGAGUACGUGUGCUGCCAAAAAAAAUGCCCGGGAAAAUCGGAAGAAUAUUGUUCGGACAACCCACCCCCAGUGACGUACUGCCAGGGACCUGGCCCAUGCCCGCUGGGACAGAUGUGCUGUUGGGAUCCCUGUCUGUCACGGGGAGUGUGCAAGACUCCUUUCUAUUACAUAGAUGGGAUAGAUGUGCCAGUCUAGCUAGUUUUUGGGCCGAAGCUAGCCGGAUAAAAUUAGUCAUAAUACUAUCGGUGCGCAAAAUGAAUAGCUUUCAAACUCUGCAUUAAUCAUUCGUUUCAAAUUCUGAAUAUAGACAAAUUCUUAUGAGUGUCUGUCUAAUUACACCAGUAUAUUUUAUCGUUA
This is a messenger RNA of Penaeus vannamei (Pacific white shrimp), 535 nucleotides long. RefSeq lists its product as uncharacterized. Lineage: Eukaryota; Metazoa; Arthropoda; Malacostraca; Decapoda; Penaeidae. The record is from RefSeq and is a predicted model, not a curated record.